Paramecium pentaurelia is the source of this 1652-nucleotide messenger RNA. Lineage: Eukaryota; Ciliophora; Oligohymenophorea; Peniculida; Parameciidae. The record is from the annotation of a GenBank genome assembly.
AUGGACAAACAAUUAAUAUUUGCAGAAUGUAUUCGUAUCCUCUAAAUAACACCAUUGCGUAGAAGUCCUGAAGAAUUGAAUCUGCUAUUAAAUUUUGCAAGGACUAUCACAUUUUUCAGAGAAUUAGGAGAACAAUCAGUUGAGAUGCUGCAACGAUGCAUUUUUGUUCUCUCUUAUAGGACAAUAAAGGGCGGAGAGGUAUGAUUGUGGGUUCUCCACUCCCUCUAGGUACUCUUCAGAGUGGGCGAUUCAGGAAGUUUGUUUUACGUGAUCCUACGAGGUUCGGUAAGUGUCAACAUCAGAUUGCCAAAUCCUGAAGAUCCUCAAUAAUUUGAAUUGAAAGAAGUAAACACACUACGAGCAGGGAUAGGUUUUGGAGAGUUGGCAUUGAUAAAUGACUCUAAAAGAACAGCUACCAUAAUUGCUAAGGAAGAUUGUGUAUUUGCAGUAAUGGAAAAACAUCAUUACAAAUCAAUAUUAGGUGCUUAGGAGAUGGCAAAGAUAUAGAAUAAGAUCUCCUUCUUAUGUUCAUUUCCUUUCUUCAAUUCUUGGUCUUUCAGAGAGAUCAAAACAAUAAGCUACCAUUUUGAACCUGUCUCUGUAACUUUGAAUCAAGCAAUAAUUAAGUAGAAUGAAUAUUGCAAUCAUUUCUAUGUUGUUAGGGAAGGAGAGUUUUAAGUACAAUUCAUCCAUAAAAAUAAGUUAUUUUGUAUGUAUUAAUUCACUAGUGUUAUUUUUAUAGUUGCACUCUAGGUCCUGGUGAAUCUUUUGGAGAGGAAGCAUUUCUUAAUAAAGAUGGUCAAUUCUUAAUAAAGUCUUCUAUUUUUAUCUAAUGGGCCAAGACUAAGUACAACAUAGUAUGUAAAAGUGAAACAGGAAUAGCAUAUAAAAUAACUAGAGAAGAUAUAUAAAAGUAAAUCUAUAUAUUUAGAUAGAGACGAUUCUGGGAUAGCAAAACCUAGAUUGUUUUUUUGUAAUUAUUGUCUUCAAUUCAUCAUUUCAGAACUCUAAAGGCAGAAUAAUUAAUUAAGGAAUAUGAGGAGAAGAGACAAAAAGAAGAAGAAGAAAUGAAAUUCAUUCAUCCAGGAGUAAAGAGGAGUUUUGUUUAGAAAUAUAAUUUAUUAUCUUAAAGAAAUACAAGCAGUGAGAUAGAGAAGGAUGAAUAAUAUGAUCAAUUCAAAUUAUAAGAGAAAUAAGCUAUUGUAUAAUUCACUAAAUUGAUGAAAGAUAGAAAUUGUUCUUAUGCUCAAGUAAGAACUUUUUUUGAUCAACGCAAAUUCAAAUCUUAAAAUUACUUUAAUAAAAGAUUCUAUCAUAGAUAAUUCUUUAGAUUUUCUAAUAAAAUUGAUGAAAAAAUAACACAUGAUCAUGAUCAUAAUAAAGUUAAGACUGAUCAUGAAAUAGAUGGAUUACUUACUUAUUGUACAAAUCAGUAGAAUUUAGGAUGUAAUAAUAACAAUUCUAAUCACUAUCCUCUUACCUAAGUAUUAAGCAGUCCAACUACUGUAGAUAAAUUCAUCAAGAGAAUCAAAAAUAAAGUAUAGAUACAAAUGAAAAAUGAGGAAAAUAAUACGUUUUUUAACAUUCGUACUCAUAGUCCAACUUCACAUAGAAGUAUAAAUAGUAGAAGAUUGAAAACUUAUGUUGAUUGA